Molecule: messenger RNA, 761 nt
Organism: Drosophila yakuba
Lineage: Eukaryota; Metazoa; Arthropoda; Insecta; Diptera; Drosophilidae
Gene: vnc
Product: N-alpha-acetyltransferase daf-31
Exons: 1
Coding region: 1-591 (196 amino acids)
Biological process (GO): N-terminal peptidyl-glutamic acid acetylation
Cellular component (GO): NatA complex
Molecular function (GO): protein N-terminal-serine acetyltransferase activity; protein-N-terminal-glutamate acetyltransferase activity
Source: RefSeq, a predicted model, not a curated record
AUGAACAUCCGCUGCGCAAAACCGGAAGACCUAAUGACCAUGCAGCACUGCAAUCUGCUGUGCCUGCCCGAAAACUACCAGAUGAAGUACUACUUCUACCACGGACUCACCUGGCCUCAGCUUAGCUACGUGGCCGAGGACGAUAAGGGCGGUAUUGUGGGCUAUGUCCUGGCCAAGAUGGAGGAGCCGGAGCCCAAUGAGGAGAGCCGCCAUGGGCACAUCACCUCGCUAGCGGUCAAGCGUUCCUAUCGGCGUUUGGGCCUGGCCCAGAAACUCAUGAACCAGGCGUCCCAGGCCAUGGUCGAGUGCUUUAAUGCCCAGUACGUGUCUCUGCACGUGAGAAAGAGCAAUCGGGCUGCCCUGAACCUCUACACCAACGCCCUCAAGUUCAAGAUCAUCGAGGUGGAGCCCAAGUACUAUGCCGAUGGCGAGGAUGCUUACGCCAUGCGGCGCGACCUCAGCGAGUUCGCAGAUGAGGAUCAGGCCAAGGCUUCGAAGCAAGCGGGCGAGGAGGAGGACAAGGUGGCCCACAGGUCCAGCGGACACGGCCACUCGCACAACCACAGCGGUCACGAUGGCCAUUGUUGCUGAACCAUUUCGCUGCCGGCGCAUGCGGGUUUCGAUGUUUUUUGCAUUUUUGUGCAUUAGGGUUUUGUAAUUAAUUAACAUAUAAAGCGUAACUAAAAUUAAAACAAAAGUAAUGACAAAAAACGAAUGUUUUUAACAAUAGUAGGGUUUAAAGAUUUUUUCUAAAAAUUUUA